GGGAGUUGUUAACUGCGCCUCUCGACGUGCAUCUGCCGAACUCUCUCUCUCCAUAUAUAUUCGUUUCUUCUUUCUUUUCUUUCUCCCUCCUCCCUUACCCCCCUCUUUUUGAACACUCGUCUCUAACGUACACGUUUGCGCUCUUGUAGAAGUGACAGCCGACGCGCUCCUCCAUCUUAUAUUCAUAUAUUUUUCUUUUCAGUACCCUUGCUCGCUGGACCCGGUGUGAGAGACGCAUCGUACUGUCUUGAAAGGUUGACGGGAGACACUCAGCGUACAUACAUUGCCUUCUUUUUCUUUUUGCAAAUACGUGCGAGACGUCGGGCGUCUAAGAGCCGAAGGAAUACAGCGGUGAGUGCAUAAAAGCAGAGAGCGUCAAUAACAACCGCUGCAAAAUAAAAGAAAAGUAAGUGCGUCGUCAAUCAGGCUAGACAAUACUACGUAACGUGGCUCCUCAAAAUUUAAAAGAAACCACAAAGAUCAUAGAACGAAGAGAACCACAUGGUGCGCUGACAAAGCACAAGAACAAAGUUCGACGACGUACGCGAAUCGUAGAGACUCCACACGUGUGCUUUCGUUUUCUUCACUUGCCGCCAUCAACGUUUGCUGGUGCAACGUAGCUCCCUUUGUCGACACACAUAUUCUUCCUUCUUUAUCCGUUUUUUGCGGUGUCGCGUUAGCUCGCCACACCCUUUUAGAAGUGUAAUAGAGGUGAAAACGGGAGAACAAGAAGCAACAAGCAGAAGUACAGACUCAUCACAAGGACAGACAAACAGCAGGGAAAGAAAACCUCCUCACAAGCAAAGCUGGUGUCAGAUAAUCCGCCUGUGCUCUGUGUGCCGGAGAACCCUUUUUCUUUUACUUUUUCCUGUUUACCGCACCGCUUAUAGAACUUCUUCUUGCAACAUAUUUCUUCUGUUUUUUUUUUUCUCAUCACUAAGUGGCACUCAGAUCACAUCCCCAUACACACACUGACACAGACAUUGGUACGCGGACGGAGAGAAUUGUUUGUCUGUGCGCGUGAGACGUGACGAGCAUUACCCACUUUUUCAAGUUUCACCUUCGUGUGUGUUCCUCUUUUUCAGUCUAACAGCGUGUAUUUUCACACGCAACUGACUCCUCACUUUACAUCAUCCCAAAAGGAAAAGCAACUGAGUUGUGAAGGCCGUAAACGACAAUAGGGGAACGCUAUUUCUAAAAUAAAAUCGUAAUACUCCAUUGUCAAGCAUAAGAGAAGGAACAGGUUUUUGAAGUUCAUAGAUCCUACUUUGAUUGUUUUUUUCUAAUAUUUUGUUAUCCAAGCCUCCUCGCUCUUUCGUUUCUCCAGUGUCAACGCGGCUACGAAGAAUACAAGAGCAGGUCGUUUUUCUUUUUGGUUGUGUGCACAGGUUUUACUACACUUACAGCUGGGGUUUCUCACCUUCUUUUCUCUUUGCGUUGUUUUUGAAACGUGAAGCGCUUUCUCUUGAGUUUUUCCUUUUUUUCCCUUCUUCCUUCCGUCUCUUCGAGGCUCAUACAUUUAAACGGUUCUUGCGUGGUGAAAGUACCUUCUUUUUCUACUUCCUUUGUCUCUCGUUUUCCCAGUGGACUCCUAGCGUGCGUGGUUCUCCGUGUCUUUGGCUUCUGUUUGCAUUUUUAUAGCUUUUCGUGUUAUUUUUUUGUUUCUGCCUUCUUCAUCCUUUCUCACACGAACACAUCCGCACUGACGGUUGUUGGUUUUUCUGCGCUAUUACGGAACUUCAAGUUGGCCACACCUCUGCAGCAAAGGUUAUCUUCUCUUUAAUAACAAAAGAGUUGCCUAACUCGCGAAGCUUGGAGUAUUGUUUUGUGCUUUUUAUCUGCCUCAUCCCACACAUACACGCUUAUACGCGUCGUGUAGGUCCUCCUACCACUACCACGAAUACUACUACUACUCCGCACACACACACACACACACACACACACACACACACAAUGGUGUACCGGCACGGCUCCCACCCUUGCCACGGCUUCGAGCAGCUCACCGCCGCCCCGAGCGGGCGGGCCUGCUCUGUCUGCAAGGCGCUCUCCGACGGUUCAGAUGUGCGUUGGUUUGGCUGCGUGGCCGCCCCGUGCGAGUUCCUCCUGUGCGAAAAGUGUUUCAACGUGAAGGAAGAGCUGCUGGAGGAACCACAGGUGAUGAUACGGAACCCGAUGCUGGAUUACGACGACACCGAUGCCGCCAUUCGCACCCGCCCACGCCCGGGCAGCUACUGUCUCUCGAUGCUCUACGGUGGCCGGCUCAUGCGGGUGCUGAGCUCGGCGGCUGAUGAGGCCGACCCGACGCAGUUGUACUUCCGCAUUGCCUCCGGUGGAUGGAUCAAGAAGUCGCACGUCGUCUGCGUGCACCCGCACACCAGCCCCAGCAUGCAGCUCUUAACGGAGGUGCACUUUAACAAUCGCAAGCUGGGCGACGACAUCGCGAGCGGCGCGGUGCAGUUCGAGGUGCUGAGGAAUUUGCUGCUGGACUGUAUGGAAACGAUGGAUGACAACGUCGCAUACGGGAUCGUGAUGAGUGCGCUCGUUAUGUACCCGCUGCUGUCGACAGUGGAGGUGCCGCUGCGGUCGUUCCGCGUGGCGCCCGACCCGCUGCCUGUUGUCGAGUACACCUACUUUAUCUUGCAGUUUGUGCACACCAAGUUGUCGGAGCGGAUGAACCAGGAGGACAUGCAGUUUGAUUUUCGCCUCUCCGACAGCACGAUGACGCCGCUCUUUGGCGAUGUCCUCGCGCGCUGCCUCUACGUGGCCUACUGUCUCACGUGCAACUGGAAGGUGCGCCUGUCUUCGUCGUUUGUCGAUCUUGUGGUGCGCUCCCUCGCCACGCUGGACCGCCUGCGUCUGCUGCUGCGCGAGGAGCCGUUGGACCAGCCACCUGUGCUCACCGCACCGGCGGUCACCAUCUACCACUCCAGCGUCAUCACGGAGAAGCAGCGCCUCUGCCGGCUCUUUCUUUACAUGUCCGACAUGGGCGGGAAGCUGCUACAGCAGUGCAUCAAGGACACCCGCCUGGACCUCUGCGUUCUGCAGCCGAUCCGCGACCAGCUGUGUAGCAGCGCCUCGCCGUCGCUCUCUAAGGUGUUCUGCGAGGCCCUAGCGACCUUCGCAGAGGUCGACCUGCACCGCGUGCAAAACACUUUUCUCGACAUCGACGCACUCGAGGUCGUUGGCAACCUGGCCGCGACUGCACCGCUUGCGGAGUCGCAGAUGGCGGUCUACCGCGUCGUGCAGCACCUCGCCACGCAGUCGCCAGCCAACAUCGCCCUCACGACUGUGGUACUUCUCCACAGUCUUUUAGACAUGUUGACACAGACGCAGAGCCCGGCGGCGUACGUCGCCGCCAUGGACUGCUUCUACGAGCUGGCCUUUAAUGACCCGCGCUACCGCGGGGCAAAAUGUGCGGGGGCCGAGAUGCCGCAGCCGCAGCUGCACGUGUGUAGCGCUGUCUCUGCCGCUGCGAGUGCUGCGCCGGGCACCACCACGACGCCCUAUCAACUUCUCCACACCUACCGCCUGCCCAGCGGUGCCUUUGUUCCCCUGUGUGCCUUCUGCGCGGCGCACCACCCGCCGAGCGCGUGCGACGUGGCGGAGCGGCCGCAAUACGCCUACUUCCACUGCAGCUGCACACACUGCGGCGGCGAGCUCGACCGUCCUGCAGGUCGGUCCAACUCAUUGCCUUCCAUCCCACUGACGGCGGCCCUGCGAGUGCUCGAGGCGCAGCUGCCGGAGAAAGUGCUGACCCUCGCGCCGUUAAUGCAGAUCCCGCAGGCUCUCAACGCCCUCGGACGGGUGCUGCUGCGCGUGCCGCCCAAUGCAGCGGUAAUCGUGCGCAUGAUAGAUGAGUUGGUCCGCUACACGUCGCUGGAGCAGGUCCCGCAUGCGGCGCUGGUCGUGAAGGCAAACGCGCACCUGCCGCCCGUGCUCCAGCGCCUGGCGAACUGCGGCGACACGGAGCUGGGCCAAUACGUGCUGAGCAUGUUCGACGUGGUGACGCCGGCGAAGAACUACGUGGAAGAGACGCCCGCCAAGAGCCAUCGGGACAGCGAGUUGGGCCUGUCUGCGUCGCCGUACACGAGCUCAACGUUGCAGAGCGGCUCCUUGUACGAGAUGCGCGGGGGACUGUCCUCCUACACGCGUGAUCUCUCCCUCGGCGUCCAGCUGUUUGGCGGCGGGGCCUCGGUAGAGGAGUGA
Molecule: messenger RNA, 4206 nt
Organism: Leptomonas pyrrhocoris
Lineage: Eukaryota; Euglenozoa; Kinetoplastea; Trypanosomatida; Trypanosomatidae
Exons: 1
Coding region: 1954-4206 (750 amino acids)
Source: RefSeq, a predicted model, not a curated record